This is a messenger RNA of Lolium rigidum, 1320 nucleotides long. RefSeq names its product B3 domain-containing protein Os06g0194400-like. Gene Ontology annotation, molecular function: DNA binding. NCBI's taxonomy places the organism in Eukaryota, Viridiplantae, Streptophyta, Magnoliopsida, Poales, Poaceae. The coding region runs from base 251 to 910 and encodes 219 amino acids. The transcript has 6 exons. The record is from RefSeq and is a predicted model, not a curated record.
CGCCGCCGCCGACGCCUCCACCUGACCCGCGGCCAACGCCUCCACCUCGCACACGCCCUAGAACGCCGCCGCCGCCAUCUCGGACGCGUCCACAGCCCCAAUCUCAGCUCGAUCCUACGCGUCGACUCGUCUCCCAGAUCGGCAAGGCGACCCGUUCGUGCUGCACACCGCUGACCCAAUCUCCGUCUGAGGGCUGAGGCAGUAGCCCAAAGAACAACCAAAGCAGCAGAGGAAAAGUGAGGUGAGGAAAAUGGAUGAGGCGAACUCGUACGAGGAGCAGCGCAGGAGGCAGAUCGAGCAGAACAAGCGCAAGCUGGAUGAGCUGCGGGUGCACAAGCUCUCCGCCGCCGUCCGCCAGGCCGCCGCCAAGCCCAUGCAGGCCAAGCUGGUGAUGCCUCGGAAUCCGAGGCUGGAUGCCCCGACCCGAAGGUCCGGCCGCAUCGCCAGCCUCCUGGAGCAGCCUGACUACCGCGUUAGGAAGGAGAAUGGCGAUAUAAAGACCGAAUCACCUGAUCCAGUUCCAGUGUAUGCGACCAACGAAGAGAGAGCCUAUGCAUUCACCAAGGCCGAACAGCUCAACGGCCAGCUGGGCUCUGACCACCCAACCUUCAUCAAGCCUAUGUCCCACGGUUCCGCCAAAAAAUUGAGGCAUCUGAAUAUCCCAGUGCACUUCAGGCAGUAUCUCCCCGUGCAUGAUGAGACGAUGGUUCUGGUGGAUGAGGCGAAUAACGAGUUUGACGUGUUCUACCGUAUCAGCCACGAUCAUCGUAUGCAUCUUAACGGGUGGAGAGCGUAUUCUGCUUACCACGAGCUGGCUGAUGGUGACUGCUUGGUGUUCCAGCUGAUAGAGAGGAGAAAAUUCAAGGUUUAUAUAGCUAGAGCGAGUUCUUACAACAAAAAUGACCACUGAUGGUGCGAGCUUCCAAUAGUGCCAGAAGAGAAGGUGUAUGCAUAUUUUCAAUUGGGAUGGGCCGCUGAGAACUUGCCUCGCUGCUUUUUGGGGGGAAUUUGGAGGGCGACAGCUCUCAACCUAAGGAGACGAACAUGAGCAUUUGUUACUUCGGUCAAACUGGUACCCAAGAUGAAACGCUUUGAUGAACCAGUUGAUUGCUCCGUUGGAGAGACUGGGCAUUGUGGUUGUUGUUGUUGAUUAACAACCUUGUUCGGCUAGUAGGAGUAGUUGUUUUAAUACCAUUGUCUGUAGGUUAGAUGUUUGCAUUUCCUUGUUGGGGGCAGCCAGAUGUCUCGGAUGAGUGUCUAUCUUGAAAGCGUACGGUGUCACAAUGCUACAUUACAUCUCUCGGUAACCAGUUUUCAGUC